Messenger RNA from Scomber japonicus (chub mackerel), 1458 nucleotides. RefSeq names its product sorting nexin-4-like. Bases 1 to 1350 code for a protein of 449 amino acids. Gene Ontology annotation, biological process: protein transport. Gene Ontology annotation, molecular function: phosphatidylinositol binding. The record is from RefSeq and is a predicted model, not a curated record. The transcript has 14 exons. NCBI's taxonomy places the organism in Eukaryota, Metazoa, Chordata, Actinopteri, Scombriformes, Scombridae.
AUGCGUCCUGGCUCUCCAGCAGCAGCAUCAGGAGAGAGGAGGAUGGCGGAGGAUGGGAAAGAAGAGUCGGUGGCUACUGACGACGAUUCAGAGCUCACAGCCGCAGACGGGACGGGUAGUUUAAACAACACGAUGGUGGAUGAAGGCUCCACACUCCUGCGUAGGAUGGAGAUCUGUGUGGCCGAGGCUGAGAAAAGGAGCGGCAAAAACUCAGUAAACAUGCAGGAGACGUUCACCGUUUACCUCAUCGAAACCCGGCCCAUGGACGCGUUGGCUGAAGGUCGUAACCCAGCCCCCGACUCUCUGUGGAGGAGAUACAGUGAAUUUGAGCUGCUGCGGAACUACUUGAUAGUUACCUAUCCAUACAUCGUGGUGCCCCCUCUGCCAGAGAAGAGGGCAGAGUUCGUGUGGCACAAGCUGUCUGCAGACAACAUGGAUCCAGACUUUGUGGAGCGUCGCAGGGUCGGAUUGGAGAACUUUCUGCUCCGUGUGGCCUCACAUCCAGUCCUCUCCAAUGAAAAGAUCCUCUACCACUUCCUCACUGAGGAGCAUGGCUGGAAGGAGGUGGUGUAUGAGACAGGAUUCCAAGCAAAGGCGGACUCCAGACUGAGAGCUUUGAGCGCCACCUUCAGGGUGAGAAAUCCUGAUAAACGCUUCUUGGAGAUGAAGCAUUACAGCGAUGAGCUGCAGUCACACACAUCUCAGCUGCUCCGAGCACGAGCAAGGGUUGCAGAUCGACUCUAUGGUGUGUACAAGGUCCAUGGAAACUACGGGAGAGUCUUCAGUGAAUGGAGCGCCAUAGAGAGAGAGAUGGGGGAUGGACUGCAGAGUGCUGGUCAUCACAUGGAUGCAUACGCUGCCUCAAUAGAUGACAUCCUAGAAGAAGAGGAGCAUUAUGCAGACCAAAUAAAAGAGUAUCUCUUCUAUGCUGAAGCUCUAAGGGCAGUGUGCAGGAAACAUGAGCUGGCCCAGUUUGAGCUGGAGAUGGCUUCUCAGGAUCUCAUCUCCAAAAAGCAGCAGCGUGAGGAGCUGGCGACAGGGAUUGUGCGGACGUUCUCCUUCAAAGGCAUGACCAACAAGCUUUUCGGCCAGGAGGCUCCCGAGCAGAGGGAAGCUAGGCUGAAGCUGCUGGAGGAGCUGAUAGCAGAGGCAGAAGACACCGUCAAGGAGAAAACAGUGGAGUGCGAGGAGCAUGUUGAAAAGGCGUGGGUAGACAUGCAGCGCUUUAAGGAGCAGAAAGACAAAGACCUGCGGGAAGCUCUCAUCAACUAUGCCGUCAUGCAGAUCAGCAUGUGCAAGAAGGGAAUACAAGUGUGGAGCAAUGCCAAAGAAUGUUUCCUCAAGAUGUAAAAGUGAAAGCCAUACUCGGAUGAUUUGCACCCUGUGUGGAUGCUGGGAAAUGAUGCCAGCAUCCUCUCUGUCUCUCUCUCUCUCUCUCUCUCACUCUCUCUCUCUCUC